UUUACACUCGUGCGUUUUUUCUUGCGUUAGACGCAUGCAUCAUAGCGCACCGUGAGUUGAACGAAAAAGCUUGCAAUAGCGCAUGCCCUUUCAAGUUGAACGGCUACAUUUUAGUGACGCACGCUUCGACGCAAGGUCUCCCGCGCUCGGUGGGAAUCCGUUCAACACGCUGUGCUUUUUUGUAUUGUACUAUACGUAUAUUAAUAUUUUAGUAUAUACUGAUAUUAUUUUAUAUUUUGUGUGUAUUUGUUAAAAAAUGACUGAAAACGAAGAUCAAAAUCAAACAACACGAUUCAUUGACGAUUACAGAUCGUUUCCGAUACUAUGGGAUGCAAACCACAAAGACUACACAAACAAGAUUAAAAGAAACGAUGCCAUUGUCUCGAUAGGCACAAAAUUUAACAUGGACGCGGCGGCAGUAAAAUCAAAAAUAAAGAGCUUGCGAUCGUACUAUUCUAAAGAACGACAAAAAGUACUCAAGAAAAAAUCUGGUUCUGCCACGGAAGAAAAUUAUUCUUCCUCAUGGUUUGCGUAUAAAUCGCUACUCUUCAUUUCUGAUUCAACUACACCAAGGGAAACAAGGGAUAGCGAAGAACAUGAUAACCCGACAAGCGUUAACAAUAAUGAAAACGAUCUACAAAAUGAAGAAAUAUGUGACGAUCUGCAAAAUACUAUAACAGAUUAUGAAUUCGUACAGCCUAUAAGGGCAAAGAGAAAUUUAAAAAAAAGUGUUCGUGAUGAGAGAGAAGACGAGGCUUACAAAUUCAUGAAAAAAGCAGCUGACGAAAUGUCUGCAAGAGAUGAGUUUCGUACAUUCGGCACUUUUGUAGCGGAUAAUGUAAGGAAACUUAAACCCAUGAACCAAAUUUUGGCCAAACGUCAGAUUACCAACAUACUUAUGGAUUUACAAAUUAAAGAAAUGGAAACAUGUGAAAGACAACGAUUCAGGACUGAAUCGCCAGAAACCUCUGUUGGAACAUACAGUAGUGACACCCAGUCUUUCGUAUUUGACGAGUCAACAAAUCUUGCAGUAAACACAGUUGAUGAUUUGACUUCAAAUGACAACAUAGAUGCGUCGUUMAAAAUCGGCGAAUUUUUAUCAUUCAAUACAGCAAAUGAGAACAUUUAAAGUGCCUACCUACAUUUUUCAUUUUUCAUUCUCAUUUUUUUUAAAUGUAAUAACU
Molecule: messenger RNA, 1184 nt
Organism: Diuraphis noxia (Russian wheat aphid)
Lineage: Eukaryota; Metazoa; Arthropoda; Insecta; Hemiptera; Aphididae
Source: RefSeq, a predicted model, not a curated record